AUGCACACACCUGCUCUAAAGAACCACUGGCCAGAAAGUAGCACUGAACCCCACAUAGAAAGCAUCACCGUUGAUCAGAACCAAAUGGACUUUUCAGCAGUGGUCUCCAAGGAGGGUGUGAUGACUCAGACCCCCAGAAAGAGCCACACGUCUUCAGAUGCUCCAGAAAACUUCAUUCCACAAACUGAAGCUGCAGAUGCCAGAGGAAGAAAUGACUCUUCCAGGAAAACAAAUCUCACCAUUUCUUCUGUUGGGCCUGACACAGCCACAGCUCUAACUUCCCAGAGCCUCACCGUAGCAUCGGGAGAUCUUCACUCGCCGUCCAGUUCAGGGUCAGAAGGAAGAGCUGCCCCUUCUCCCGACGAAAGCAGAACAUCCCAAGGGUUCCUGGCAAGAGGAAAGGUGCUCCCAGAAGAAGUGACCGCACAUGCCCAAGCGGCUGCCACUUGGGGUUUCGGCCAGUCCCUUCCUCCUGCUUUGGAAAUGGAAGAGGAGACCACACUCUCCAGGAAGAGAAAUUCCUCAGGACCAGCGCUCUCCUGGACACACUCCUCCGAGACACUGGCUCGUUCCCCUCCCUCAGCCCACCUCGGAACUUCUGGAAGCACGGAGAUGCUUAACAAUUCCACUACUUUCCGAAGUGCCUCAAUGAAUGGGACGGAGAGUGUGCAUGUUACCACCACGGUCCCCAGUGGUGUCCCAGGGAUGCUCCAGUCUUUAACUGGCAGUCCGCCACCUCUAAAUGAGACAGAGAGUUCCCCCAAGGACUCAGAAAUUGCCACGACUUCAGUAUCAGUUCAUUCUUCAUCCAAGGCUGAGUUGAGAAGAAACAGCGGAGUAAUCAGGAAUCCAGGGGCUGGGGAAUUCAUUGAGCCGUCCACAGAAGAUGGAUUUGGCCUCACAUCUUCUAGGGUCUCAGUGGGAUUCUUGCAAAAUGACUCCUCAACCUUGGGAAGAGACCAGCUUGCGAGCAGCUCCGACAUGGAGAAUAGAAGCCCCAUGUCUCAGACUGAGACCGUGUCUAGGUCGGUCCCGUCAGGCAGCAGCGGAGACAGCACAGCACGCUGGUUCUUGACCAACAGCAAGACGUUUGCAGAUGUGACAGGAAGCUCCACUUCCUAUCCUGAAGUUGUGAACGCCUCGGUGUUGACCCAGUUCUCAGCCUCUGUGUCCCAGUCUAGAGGAAGUGACACGGCCCUGGACGACAGGAGCUACUCUGAGCCAGCCACCGAGUCUUUGUCCUCAUCCUCCUCAGAAAGUCUGGAUUUCUCAGCCCCACGUGGUGAACGCUCAACCACCAAAGACGGGCCUGAGCCUGGAGGCAGUUCUGUGUCUGAGGAGGGGACUUCCGAGGCCCCUCGCCCGCACACUGCAGCUACUUUCCCGGGGACCGGAGAGCGCACGCUGCGAUCUCUCACCAAUGAGAGCACAACUUCUGCAGAAGUGGGGCACUCUGUGGUGGCCGGAGAAACCGAGAGUGCCACCCAGCACGGGAAUGCAACUGUGACUGGUGAUGCCCACCUGGUGUCGGGCUCCCUGGCGGCCUCACCAGCCCUGGGAGUCACUGGAAUUAACUAUGAUCAAGUGAGUGGCACGGACUUUGAACAGAAGGUUUCCAGCGACUACACAGACCACACCUAUGUCUCCUCUACUUUCACCAAAGGAGAACGGGCAUUGCUGUCCAUUACAGACAACAGCUCAUCCCCGGAUGUAAGGGAGAGUUCGACCUCUUCUGCUAAGAUCUCAAACUCUUCACAUGCAGACUAUUCUUCCUCUUCUCAGGCUCAGACUGAAAGAAGCAAUGUGUCAUCCUAUGAAGGGGAGUAUGCCCAGCCUUCCACUGAGUCUCUGGCUCUGCGCACGGCCAACCUUCCGUCCUACACAUCCACCGUUAACAUGCCAAACACGCUGGUUCUUCUGGACACGGAUGCUGGAUCGAUUGGCAAUUCUUCUUCUUCUUCGGGGCCCCCUUUGCCCCUGCCCUCAGUACCCCAGUCCCUCCAGUCAUUCUCUUCAGUGUUACCAUCGACCAGGACCUCUACUUUUCUACUGCAGUCCACUCCCCACGCGCCCACACCUGUGUCUUCCUCACCAGCGUCUCUGACAGCAUCUACCCCUGCCUCACCAUCCACCUCCCAAACAGCCCCACCACCUUCACCUUCUACCCUGGUCCUGCCUGUGACUCCAGUUCAGACGGCGACAAUGGCAUUGUCUGUGGCAGUGCUCCCCAGUAGUCAAACAGCAGAUCCUAAGAACCAGAGUAACUCAUACCAUGAGAAAGUCAUUACAGAGUCAAAGCCACCGAGCCUGGAGUCCCUGUCCACAGAGGCCACCGAAGCUGUAAUGAUGUGGUCUACAUCAGGGGUCCCUAUGCCCUUGGCCUUCACGGAGUCCUCCACUGAGCAAACCCUUCCAGCCGCCAGCACCGGCAUCACCCAAACGUCUCCAGCUUUGACAACCACCCUUCUUGAGACCUCUCAUCCCCCCAGCCCUGCGUCAACCACAGCAGCCCUGAUGGCCGACCCCACAACAGUCCAGACUGCUGCUGGAAAACAGCUCUCACCAACCAGCCUUGAAAUUCCAACACCACAAAUCUCAACAGAACGUGUGGUCACCACAGAAAGCCGAGCCCACGUAGAUGCUACUACCCAGCUGGUGCCCCUGACCGGUGUACCCUCAUCAGCGAAAGGACUGACCACGGGACUCGGUGUGACUGAAGAGUACAGUCCGGCUUCACACUUCCUCAGAACAUCUCCUUCUCCCCAGACCACAGGCGUCUCCACGGCCGAAGUAUUGACUCCUAGAUCUACUACCCUCGCUGCUCGGGGCAGCACGCAACCACCGACAGCACCGUCAUCGGCAGCUCCAGUUUACAAGUGUGCCACUAACCCUUGUCUUCAUGAUGGGAAAUGCUCUGUGGACUCCAGCAGCCGUGGGUAUCGAUGCGUGUGCUCACCUUCCUGGCAAGGCGAUGACUGCAGUGUGGAUGUGAAUGAAUGCCUCUUGAACCCCUGUCCACCCUUGGCCAUGUGCAACAAUACUCAGGGAUCCUACACCUGCAAAUGCCCCGUUGGGUACCAGUUGGAAAAAGGAAUAUGCAAUUUGGUUAGGACCUUUGUGACAGAGUUUAAAUUAAAGACAACGUUUCUCAAUACCACCACGGAGAAGCAUCCAGACCUACAUGAAGUUGAAAAUGAGAUCACCAAAACACUAAAUGUGUGUUUUUCAACGUUUCCUGGUUACACGGGAUCCACAGUUCAUGCUUCUAGGGAGUCCAGUGCAGUGGUCAUGUCCUUGCAAACGACCUUCUCCUUGGCCUCCAAUGUGACGCUGUUUGACCUGGCUGACGGGAUGCAGAAAUGUGUCAACUCCUGUAGGGCCCCUGCUGAGCUGUGCCAGCUCCUGGGAUCUCAGAGGCGGAUCUUCAGAGCGGGCAGCUUGUGCAAGCGGAAGACUCCAGAAUGUGACAAAGAGACCUCCAUCUGCACUGACCUGGAUGGAGUCGCCCUGUGCCAGUGCAAGUCGGGCUACUUCCAGUUCAACAAGAUGGAUCACUCCUGCCGAGCAUGUGAAGAUGGAUAUAGGCUUGAAAAUGAAACCUGUAUGAGUUGCCCGUUCGGGCUGGGCGGUCUCAACUGUGGAAACCCCUAUCAGCUGGUCACCGUGGUGAUCGCAGCGGCAGGAGGCGGGCUUCUCCUGAUUCUGGGCAUCGCGCUGAUUGUUACCUGCUGCCGAAAGAGUAAAAAUGACAUAAGCAAACUCAUCUUCAAAAGUGGAGAUUUCCAAAUGUCCCCCUACGCUGAGUACCCCAAGAACCCUCGCUCACAGGACUGGGGCCGAGAAGCUAUUGAAAUGCAUGAGAACGGAAGCACCAAAAACCUCCUCCAGAUGACGGACGUGUAUUACUCGCCCACAGGUGUAAGGAAUCCUGAACUUGAACGAAAUGGACUCUACCCGGCCUACACUGGACUGCCGGGAUCACGGCACUCCUGCAUCUUCCCUGGACAGUAUAACCCAUCUUUCAUCAGUGAUGAGAGCAGGAGAAGAGACUAUUUCUAAGUGCGGAAGAGAGAGGGAGGGCCCACUGCUCUGAGCAACUUGCGGGACCUCGGCUGCUCGAAGGACUGCACCAGGGGGCCGCGAAUACUGGCUGCUCCCAGGACUCGCGGAGCCACCCGUGAAUGGCAAGCAGGAAGCGAGAGGGGCGUGAGGGGCGUGGCCACAGUGGAAGGGGACAGCAGGAUGCGCUGACGCAGACGUGGAACUGCGGGCUUCUCGUUAGGCACCUUUGCCGUCACUGUGAACGCAGGCCGGUACCAGGAGUCGCUGAGUUCAGCAGCCGCCACCGCCAAGGGCUGUUAGCCAGGGCACAUGGUCAGGCACCUUCACCAGGACCCAGUCUUUCUUUCCUUAGUUUGCACUUUAGUAAAUUGGGUAGGGAGGCUUCCUUUCGGAUUUGUUUCAAGAUUUGCAGAAAGAAGGCCUCUCUUCCUCAGACACUUCCACAGGCCUCAGUUGGGUGGUGAUUAAUUUAUGUCAGAGUACUGGCUGUUUCCUUGUUUUCCUGCCCAGUAUCUACAUGCUGAACAACAGACGAGGAUGCUGAACAUAUGACUAAGGUUUGGGGAUGCUGUGGGGAGCGUACAGUGUUCUCGUAGGCUUCUCCGUCCUCUGCAGUUUCCAAACCCACCCUCAGAAUGAGGGGUUGAAAUUUAUGAGGCCUGGCACACACUCCACUUGGUUUUUUAGUCAAGGUGACACGUUUAUUUAGGAUUAUUUUUUCCCUCUGCAGUUAAAUCCCACUUUUUCACGUAAGUCUAGGUCCAGGCAGAACAAGUUCCACGUGGUUCUCAGUCGAGGCACCCGGCUGCCUGUGGUGAGGCCCAGCAGUGGGCCCAGGCGCUGGGUCGGGGCCCCGAUGGGGGGCUCACAGAGCCGCAGGCGGUGGGGCGCUUCUCCUCCCUGGACGCCUCGCCCCCACCUUAGAGCUACACCUAUCUGCAAUAGAAAUGGAGAGCAGAUGCAGAUUGGGGCCGAGGGGUGCACCACCACUAAUGGAAAAGCAGCUUAAGAGGAGUAGGCUGAUGGGGCGAGUUCGGUUUCCUGAAGCCCCAGUGCUUUGGGAGCCAUGUGGGUUCCUCAGGAAGACUGGGCGGCUGGGACGGAGCCGCGCAGCCGCGAGUCUGCUUCCCUCCCAGCGGCUUCUCUGUAUCCCGGAUCUUGUCCACCGACUCCAUGCAAACUUUCAGCCCACUGCUCAAAGCUGUUUGUUCACUGAAGAAAUAACUUAUUUUUACUCAAGCAGUAAUUUGUACCUCUUUAUAUUACUGCAUAGUUCCCUCCAGAAACAUAAUUUAAGUCAGCACUGGAGAACCACAGACUUGCAGCCAGUUAAGGAGUUGAGAGGUUGCCUUUGGGAAGGAAAUUCCACACGUCUUAUUUAUUAGGUUUGUGACAUGGGUCCUGUGAGGAGGGGGCAUCCUCCGUGCUCAGCGUCUUUAACUGCUUCUUGGGGAACUGCGAUUGUUCUCAUCCCCUGCUUUGGAAACCUCCUGUCUGGAGAUGAGAACACAGUGGUUAAAGAAUUGUUCCCACCCUGAAGCUCAGAGCUCCGUGGCACCCACAUUUCUGGAAGCAGUGUAACCUCUGGGUCAGUUCAGUCUUGGGCGUGGUGGCUCCUUCAGAGUUCUCUUUUCAGAAUGUGUCUAAUCCUUAUCGUUAGGUAAUCCUUGUCCUAACAGUGUUAAGUGCAAACUCCUGUGCCCCGUGGUCUCCAUGAGGCUCCAGCACCCUGCCGCAGCAGGAACACAAGUCAGGUGUGAUGCUUUUAGUCGUUAAAUUGCACUCCUCUCCCGAGAUACGCAGAGAAUUCCGUUUUUGUCAGUUGGAUGCCAACUUAACAUUUCAGAGCAUCACCUUUCUGAAGUCUUGGGUCUUGCCUCUGUCUGAGGAAGCAAACAGCCUUUGUGCCUCCUGUCUCACACCUGGCUGGAGAGCUCCGAGCUCCUGUACCCCCCUCACCCCAGCCAGCAGACCCGGCUACCUCCCGAGGAGCCUAGCUUCCCAGCUCUUGGUGCAGAUCCUAGCUCCUCCCGGGACCCAGAGCCCGGCGGGGAGCUCUUCCCAGGCUUACUCGGCUAAGGGGGUUGGAUGACAUCACAACUGACAAAUCAUCUCCUGUGUCAGGACCAGAAGCUAUAAGCUCCACAAAAUGAAGUGUUCUGUCUCAAGAGCAUUCUUGGGAAGAAUCCCAAAGUCCAGGAAACAGUAUCCUGUGAGUUUCAAGAAUGCUUUCCUGUGAGUACAUUUUGUGUACAUAAAAUGGAUUAAGAAUAUUGUUUUUCUUUUACUGUGAAAAACAGAGGCCCUGUAUAAUGUUAAGGUCAUAUGUAUCUUAUUUCUAGGAGGCUGUGGGGUUGGGGAAAGUGUAUCUCAAAAGCUUGAGGGUCUAAGAACGUAUGCAAAUAGCAUGGCUGUUAUCCCGGGCCAGCUGCCACCUGAGUGAGGAAGGUAGAGGCUUGCUUCACCCCUGCCUGGGGUUAAUACCUCCUGAAAGACCCUGCCCGGGCCAAGGGCAAACCCCCAAUAGGACAGCAGCAGCUGCUGGACUGAGGGGACAGGGCUGGGGGCCCCCUGGCAAGCAGAAGCUCUCAGAUCCCCCACAGGUGCUCAGUGUCAGCCCCUGCGCCUGGAAUGUGGGUUCGUGCCCACAGAAAUGCCAUGGCCCUGCCUCACUGGGGCCCCACAGACGAAGGUGGAAGGGAAGAGUGACACUCAACUGCUCCUGGGAGACUUACACUUCUGCAGGGAGAGCUGGCCACAGGGAAACCUUGCGUCCUAUAGCAAGUGGAAGCACUCUGCCGGGACCCCCAGAGCAGGAUGGGGAUCACCUGCCAGCCUCCUGGCAGCUGGGGGUUUUGUUUAAACUCCAGGGGGUCUUAUUUCUCCUGUUUUUUCCUCUCUGCCACAUGAGCCAACCCAGGACACUGGAGAUGCCUUACUAAGUCUACCUGUCACAGCCAGAAUCUCUGGUGUUCCCAACAUGGCCAGGCUCUGUGCACGGCCCCUGGCCUCACUCACCACACCCUUGCGGAGUGUGCACGAGAGUGCCCAUGUCUCAUAUGUGCUAAACUUUCAGAGAGGAAAAGUCUCUUGCCUCGGAGAGCCAGGAUUCAAACCGUUCUGUCUGCCUUGCUAUCAUGGUGAAUUACUCACCGUCUAAAUGUACCUUAAAUGUCAAAGAGGGCAUGAGAAACCAGGCUUAAAAUAUACUUAAAAACCAAACAAAACCGUUAUAAAGCAUUAACUAAUGACAUGAAACGCAAAAAAAAAAAAAAAAAAAAGUUGAAUCCUUUGGGAAAAAGUCCUCUUGGGUUUGUUAUCGCACGUAUCUCUUGGACACUUGAGGUCAUCAUUAAGGAAAUAGUGGCUGCCCUGUGCUAAGAAAGACGCGUGCUGGUGCGUGGCUUUGGGAGCAGGAAGGGUGGGGUGAUGGCCCCGGUUUCUGACAAACAGCCGGACUUAGGUGUCCAUCUGAGGACGGUUUGGCCUUGCUCCCGUGGUAAGGCUGUGGCACCCGUAUACCAGAAGCAUAUUUUUGUGAAGGUUAUCAGAAAUUGGGAACGUAUUCAGUUGAAUGUCUUAAAUGCUGACAAAUCUUCCUCCUUUGACAAAAUUUUACUUUCAGAAGCAGCUAAGUCACUGAGAGCCAAAUUGUUGAAUGGGGAGUGGAAUCAAGCUGGCUGAUAGCAUUUGAAAUGAUAAACAAAGAUGCGAGUAUUAAGUUCUCGAAGAGGCAAUUCUUAAAAUGUUGGCCCAAACAGAAGGGCAGUGUCUUGGCAAGACAAAGCUGGAUGGCUGCCCAAAAAAAUGUUUUGAAGGACGACGUUCAUUCAGAUGUGAGAGUCCCCAGAGCAGGCACACGGGCCGUCCCUCACACGUGGCUUUAUGGGGCCUCCGUGAAGCCAUCUUGCCUGCUGGGAAAGUGCCCAGGUGCCCGGUAACUCUGGGAACUUUGCCGAAAGAAACCAAAGCUGAGCAUUCUAGUUGCUCCUGGUUUAGGUCAGCCCAGCACAGCUCUAAGUAGGGUUGAGACCCGUAGAUCUAAGAUACUGACGCUGAUUUCAAAGCAAGAGCACUUCCUUGGAGACAAGAAGAAUACAAAGUUCAGUAUUUCAGUAUUUUCUAUCUUCUUUAAAACUGCUCUUAAUAUCAGAGAUAUUUUUUCUAUGUGAAGACUUCUGUGGGGAUCAAAAGGGACAUGUCCUUUCCUCCUUCUUGACAAAGCAUCAUUCUGAGGUUCUCAUGUGCAUUUUUGGAAACCGAUAUGGUUUUGUAGAGUUGUCUUUUGAGUAUGUGUUCUUUUUUUUUUUUUCUUUUUCUUUUUCUCUUCUGAAAUCCUCAGAGAAGGAAACUGGUUAAGAUACUAGAAACAUCAAAGUAUUAAAUGUCAGUGAAUUUGUUGUGCUAAAAUAUCUUUUCAGUAGUGUUCUAAUGUAUCCUCGCUGGUUUCAUAGGCUCACUGAAAAGCCUAUGAAACCAAGGGGGACAAUUUAGGUUUACAAAGGGACAGAUCUUAGACCAGCUUUGUCCCUCUGCAUUUUUUAAGAGGCUUUCAAAGGACUUGCGUAUUAGAUUCUGGUUUUAUCAUCUAUAUAUAUUCUUUGGACAUGCCGUGCAGGUGCAGAGUUCUUGUGGAAGAAGGAUGGGACUGGACAGAGGGGGGUGGAGCCAGGUCCACCUGGAAAACUAACACAGAUUUCUGUAUUACCUUGGCCUGUUUCUUUUUUUUAAAAAAAAAGUCUUUCAUCAUGGGUUGCUGUGAGUUUCGUUACUGUGUGUGUUGCUGGAUUUAUGGUUAAAUGAAGCAUGUAGCUGGAAUAUGAACUUCUGGAGUUUUCACAUUGUCCCGAAUUUCUUUUUGCAAACCUUUAAACCUUAGCCCCUGGUUGGUUGUGUUAAAACCAUUAUGAGAAUGUUAUUUAAAGUUGUAUUAUAAUUGCAACCUCCACUAAUUAUUCAGUACUGUAGCAGCAAAGUAUUAUUUGUAAGAAUUUGGUUAUUUUUAUACUUAUUCCUACUUUAAGUCUGGCGUUCUAGUCAGUAAAUGAUGCAAUAAAAUGAAUAUCAUUUUC
This is a messenger RNA of Suricata suricatta (meerkat), 9134 nucleotides long. RefSeq names its product heart development protein with EGF like domains 1 (gene HEG1). The transcript has 18 exons. Gene Ontology annotation, biological process: heart development. The record is from RefSeq and is a predicted model, not a curated record. Gene Ontology annotation, molecular function: calcium ion binding. Lineage: Eukaryota; Metazoa; Chordata; Mammalia; Carnivora; Herpestidae. The coding region runs from base 1 to 4059 and encodes 1352 amino acids.